This is a messenger RNA of Stegodyphus dumicola, 1546 nucleotides long. RefSeq names its product adhesion molecule nephrin-like. Gene Ontology annotation, molecular function: protein binding. The record is from RefSeq and is a predicted model, not a curated record. Lineage: Eukaryota; Metazoa; Arthropoda; Arachnida; Araneae; Eresidae.
ACGCUCAUUUCUCUUUCACUGGGUUCCCGGAACCAGGAAUGUUUUUAUCCACUGCUAAAAGAAAGCAGCAAUCAAGUCGUCCAUAGAACGUCAGUUUUUCAUUUUAACAAUGGAUUUCAUCGGUGCAAGAUUUCUGCCGCAUUUCAGUUGAUCUGAAAAGACAUGAAAAAAUGCCAAAAUGCUCUCGUCGAGACACAACCCUGUACCUCUGAAACACGCGUCGAGUAUGCUGGGUACGCGUCGAGAAUUACCCGAGAAAGACAUUCGUAAAGGAGGCAGAUUAUUAAAUAAUAUUUGCUUACGUAUUUUUUUUAAUUUGAAUGUUUCUAUAAUUAACAUAACAGCUGAAUGUUCUUUAAAUGAAUGUUUUAAAAAUUAAAACAUGCCUUUAGAAGUGUAUCCAUCGGAAAAGUCUCAUCUAGGUAUUCCUGGUAUCAAAAUAAAACCUGUAAACAGUCUAGAUGACACAACUGAAUACCCGGAACUACACGCCGUGAUAGGUUCUACGGUUUUCUUGCCUUGUAAUCUCAGCCCUCCUUCCAGUGAUGAUUCCAUAUCUUUAGUGCUAUGGUACAGGCUGGACCUGCCGAAUCCCAUCUAUACAGUUGAUUCGAGGAGUGUGCCUAAUGAAGCUAAGCACUUCUCCAGCCACGUGUUGGGUUCUAGAGCCUAUUUCAAUGCCAGUAAAUGGGGAUCCGCUCAUUUGAAAUUAGAUCCGGUCGAAGAAGACGAUGAAGGAGAGUACAGAUGCAGGAUCGAUUAUAAAAGGGGUAGAACAUUAAACCGUUUGGUCAAACUCAACGUAAUCGUGCCUGUGAAGAAAGUGUUGAUAAAAGGUGAAUCAAAUGUAACUUAUUCAGGUAUUAUAGGACCUUUCACUGAAGGAGAAAAACUCAUUCUCAUAUGUGAGGCAGUAGGAGGUCGCCCCAAACCUUAUGUGAUAUGGAGGAAAGGCCAUAAUAUUCUCCAGGGUAAAAUAAUUAUGGAUGAAGUUGGGAGCGUGAAGAAUGAACUUAUAUUUGAGCGUUUAAGAAGAGAAGAUUUAUUAAGUGUUCUCAUCUGUCAAGCCCACAAUAACAACGCCACAGCGGCCGUUUAUGCUUCUGUGACAAUAGACAUGAACUUGAAGCCAACGAGCGUUCAGAUCACAAUGGCACCUGGUGUCCUGAAAGUUGGUGACAACUUAGAAGUAAACUGUCAGAGUGAAGGCUCCAAACCUCCUGCUGUGAUAUAUUGGACUAAAGGAGCAGAGAAUGUCACACUUUUGGCCAUACAUAAUGUUUAUGGCAGCAUAUCAGUGAGCAGUCUCAGUUUCAUAGUAUCAGCUGAUGAUAAUGCCAGAAAGCUGACAUGCAAAGCUCAAAACCCACAUCUUCCAGACAGUGCCUUAAAAGACAGCCUCAUUCUCAAUGUCCAAUGGAGAAAACUGAUGCAGAAACAGAUAUUGCUGAAGCCGUAACUAACUAAAUAUCAACCUGAAAAUAAACUCUUAAGAAUUUAGUUAAUUUCUAUAUUUUUUUGUGAUCGUAUAAGUGAAAUUAUGUGC